UGAUCCGCGGCGGGGGUCGCAGCUCUCAGCGACUCUGUGGUUCCGGCUCCUCCCCCUCCUCGCCGCGCCUAGGCUGGCUCAUCAUGGUGCUGGAGUCGGUGGUCGCGGACCUCCUGAACCGCUUCCUGGGGAACUAUGUGGAGAACCUGAACAAGUCCCAGCUGAAGCUGGGCAUCUGGGGCGGUAAUGUGGCUUUAGAUAAUCUACAGAUAAAAGAAAAUGCUCUGAGUGAAUUAGAUGUUCCUUUUAAAGUCAAGGCUGGCCAAAUUGAUAAAUUAACUUUGAAGAUUCCUUGGAAAAACCUUUAUGGAGAAGCAGUUGUUGCUACCCUGGAGGGAUUAUACCUGCUUAUUGUCCCUGGAGCAAGUAUUGAAUAUGAUGCUGAGAAAGAAGAAAAAUCCUUGCAAGAUACUAAACAGAAAGAGCUUUCUCGAAUUGAAGAUGCCCUUCAAAAAGCAGCAGAGAAAGGUGCACAUUCAGGGGAGUUCAUAUAUGGCUUGGAAAACUUUGUCUACAAGGACAUCAAGCCUGAUAAGCCAAAAGAAGCCAGAAAGGAUACAUUUUUGGAAAAAUUGGCAACUCAAGUAAUAAAAAAUGUACAAGUAAAAAUUACAGACAUUCACAUUAAAUAUGAAGAUGAUGUGACUGAUGUAGCGAGACCUCUUUCAUUUGGUGUCACAUUGGGAGAAUUUAGUUUAUUGACUACAAAUGAACACUGGACUCCCUGCAUAUUAAAUGAAGCAGAAAAAAUUAUAUACAAGCUGAUCAGACUUGACAGUCUUAGUGCCUACUGGAAUGUAAACUGCUGUAUGUCUUACCGUGGAUCAAGGGAGCAGAUCUUGGAUCAAUUGAAAAGUGAAAUUCUUACAAGUACAAAUGUAUCCCCAAACCAUCAGUACAUUUUCCAGCCAAUAUCUGCCUGUGCAAAACUCUACAUGAAUCCAUAUGCAGAAAGAGAGCUCAAAACGCCUAAACUGAAUUGGAACAUAGAAGUACAAAAUAUUGCCAUUGAACUGACCAAGCCUCAAUACUUAAGUAUGAUUGACCUCUUGGAGUCAGUGGAUUACAUGGUUAGAAAUGCUCCUUAUAGGAAAUAUAAACCUCAUUUACCACUUCAUACCAAUAGUCGGCAAUGGUGGAAAUAUGCAAUAUAUUCUGUCCUUGAAGUUCAUAUAAGAAGAUACACACAGAUGUGGUCAUGGAGUAACAUAAAAAAACACAGGGAGUUACUCAAGUGUUACAAAGUUGCCUACAAGAACAAACUAACCCAGAGUAAAGUCUCAGAGGAAUUACAGAAACAAAUUCAGGACUUGGAGAAAAGUCUGGAUGUUUUUAACAUAAUUUUAGCAAGGCAACAAGCAGAAGUUGAGGUGAUUCGGUCUGGACAAAAAUUAAAGAAAAAGUCUGCUGACACAGAAGAGAAACGUGGAAGUUGGUUUAGUGGGUUUUGGGGAAAGAAGGAGUCUAAGAAAAAAGAUGAAGAAUCAUUGAUUCCUGAAACUAUUGAUGAUUUUAUGACUCCAGAGGAAAAAGAUAAACUCUUCACUGCUAUUGGUUAUAGUGAAAGCACUUACAACUUAACUUUACCCAAGCAGUAUGUUGCUCACAUAAUGACCCUGAAGUUAGUAAGCACUUCUGUCACACUCAGAGAAAACAAAAAUAUUCCAGAAAUAUUAAAAAUUCAGAUAAUUGGCCUGGGCACCCAAAUAUCUCAGCGACCAGGAGCGCAAGCUCUAAGAGUAGAAGCAAAAUUAGAACACUGGUAUAUAACAGGUCUGAAGCAGCAAGAUAUUGUACCAUCACUUGUAGCUUCAGUUGGCGAUACUGCAUCAUCCUUAUUUAAAAUUGAGUUUGAAACCAAUCCGGAGGAGAGUCCUGCUGACCAAACUCUAAUCGUUCAGUCUCAGCCUGUGGAGGUCAUUUAUGAUGCUAAAACCAUCAAUGCAGUGAUUGAAUUCUUUCGAUCAAACAAAGGGUUGGAUCUUGAGCAAAUAACAUCAGCUACAUUGACUAAGCUGGAAGAAAUUAAAGAGAGAACAGCUACAGGACUCACACAUAUUAUUGAAACUCGAAAAGUCCUUGAUUUAAGGAUAAACCUAAAGCCUUCUUAUCUGGUAAUUCCGCAGACAGGUUUUCACCAUGAAAAUUCAAAUCUUCUCAUUUUAGAUUUUGGUACAUUUCAGCUCAACAGUAAAGAUCGAGGUUUACAGAAGACUACUAAUUCAUCUAUGGAAGAAAUAAUAGAUAAAGCAUAUGACAGGUUUGAUGUUGAAAUAAAGAGUGUGCAGCUACUCUUUGCAAGAUCAGAGAAAAAUUGGAAAAAGUGUCGAUUUCAACAUCCAUCAGCUAUGCAUAUAUUGCAACCCAUGGAUAUUCAUGUUGAGUUGGCCAAGGCGAUGGUAGAAAAGGAUGUUAGAAUGGCCAGAUUUAAAGUAUCAGGAGGACUACCUUUGAUGCAUGUGAGAAUUUCUGACCAGAAGAUGAAAGAUGUGCUGUGUUUGAUCAAUAGUAUACCUUUGCCACAAAAAUCACCUGCAUUGCCUCCAGAGAGACAGGUGCCCUCAAUUCCUGUUCUUUUUGGUGGGACAAAAGGUUUGCUCAGUACUUCUCUGUUGCUAGAUGGAGUGGAAUCAGAGUCUGAUGAAGAGUAUUUUGAUGCUGAAGAUGGAGACUCACACACGGCUAAAAGCAUCAAAGGGUCAGAACUGAAAAAAGCUGCAGAGGUUCCCAAUGAGGAGCUCAUUAAUUUUUUACUCAAGUUUGAGAUUAAAGAAGUGAUUUUGGAAUUUACUAAACAACAGAAAGAAGAAGACACAAUUCUAGUAUUUAAUGUUACUCAGUUAGGAACAGAGGCUACAGUGAGAACAUUUGAUUUAACUGCAGUGUCUUAUUUAAGGAAAAUCAGCUUGGAUUACCAUGAAAUUCAAGGUUCCAGAAAGAAGCCCCUUCACUUGGUUAGCUCUUCUGACAAAACUGGAUUAGAGCUUUUAAAAGUGAAAUAUAUUAAGGCGGAUAAGAAUGGACCUAAUUUUCAAACCACUUUUGAAAAAACUGAACAAACAGUUAAGGUGGCCUUUGCAUCUUUAAAUCUGUUGCUACAAACACAAGCUCUUCUCUCGUCUCUUAACUACUUGACCACCAUUAUUCCAUCAGACGGUCAGAACAUGACUGUCACCAAGGAGGUACAGAGUUCAGCUGAGAAACAAAAAAUCUCAUCUCUGCAGAAAGUGACAGUAUCCUCUAAAGAUAGUGACAUUAUUGGCUUUAGGCUGUUUGCCAAGUUGAAUGCUUUCUGUAUCUUUGUAUGUGAUGAGAAGAGCAGUAUCGCUGAAAUCAAGAUACAAGGCCUUGAUUCUUCCCUUUCUCUUCAGUAAAAGCAGACACUUUUUGCCAGACUGGAAAAUAUUAUUGUCACAGAUGUUGAUCCUAAGACAGUUCAUAAAAAAGCUGUGUCACUUAUGGGAAAUGAAGUUUUUCGCUUUAACUUGGAUUUGUAUCCAGAUGCUACAGAAGGGGAUUCAUAUGCUGACAUGUCCAAAGUGGAUGGUGUGAUAUCACUGAAUGUUGGCUGCAUUCAGAUCGUCUAUCUUCAUAAGUUCCUUAUGUCACUUCUGAACUUCCUGAACAAUUUCCAGGUAGCCAAAGAGGCUCUGAGUGUUGCCACGGCCCAGGCUGCAGAAAAAGCUGCCACAAGUGUGAAAGAUCUCGCCCAGAGGAGCUUUCGUGUUUCUGUCAAUAUUGAUUUGAAAGCACCAGUUAUCGUCAUUCCCCAGUCUUCCAUUUCCACCAAUGCUGUUGUGGUAGAUCUUGGGUUAAUUAGAGUUCAAAAUCAGUUCAGUGUGGUGUCUGAUGAAGACUCUGUAAAUCCUCCAGUCAUUGAUAGAAUGGAUGUGCAGCUCACAAAACUUAAGCUUUCCAGGACAGUGAUCCAGCCAGGUAUCUUCCAUCCUGAUAUUCAACUGUUGAACCCAAUUAACUUGAAGUUUUUUGUAAAUCGGAAUCUAGCUGCAAGUUGGUACCACAAGGUGCCCAUUGUGGAAAUCAAGGGACAUCUUGAUUCAGUGAAUGUUUGUCUAAAUCAGGAAGAUCUUGAUCUUUUAUUUAGAAUACUAGCAGAAAAUCUUGGUGAGGCUACCGCAGACUUGAAUAAAGCGAAACCAAAAGUACAAGAGACAGGUGAAAUUAUAGAGUCCUGUGAAAUCUCCAUGUCACAAGAUGUGUGUGCGUCACAAGAUACUUUAACAGCUAGAGUGGGAGAAAUCAGAUCUGUAGACAUCAUUAACAUACUGCUGAAUUUUGAAAUAAAGGAGGUUGUGGUUACUCUAAUGAAAACAGCAGAAAAGAAAGGAAGACCUAUCCACGAACUAAACAUCCUGCAGCUUGGAGUGGAGGCCAAAGUGAAAACCUAUGACAUGAUUGCUAAAGCAUAUCUAAAAAAAAUUAGCAUGCGGUGCUUUGAUUUCACUGACUCUAAAGGAGAACCUCUUUAUAUGGUUAACUCCUCGAAUGUAACCAACGAACCCCUCCUGAAAAUGCUGCUGAUGAAGGCAGACAGUGAUGGACCAGAAUUUAAAACUAUUCAUGACAAUACUAAACAAAGACUGAAGGUUUCGUUUUCAUCCUUAGACUUGGUUCUUCACUUGGAAGCUUUACUUUCCCUUAUGGAUUUUUUGUCAUCUGCUGUUCCAUCUUCUGAAUUGCGUUUUUCUGAGAAGGAAUCUGAGCUGAAACCACUUGUGGGGGAGUCCAGAAGUAUCGCUAUCAAAGCUGUAUCCAGCACUAUUUCUAAAGAGGAUGUGUUCGAUUUAAAGGUCACAGCUGAAUUAAAUGCCUUUAAUGUCUUUUUUUGUGAUCAGAAGUGUAACAUAGCAGAUAUUAAAAUACAUGGAAUGGAUGCCUCUGUUUCUGUAAAGCCAAAGCAGACUGAUGUGUUCGCCAGACUUCAGAAUAUUGUAGUUACAAAUGUUGACUUGCUAUCCAUUCACAAAAAGGUUGUCUCUAUUUUGGGAGACGAAGUCUUCAGGUUCCAGAUGACUCUGUAUCCAGAUGCCACAGAAGGAGAGUCCUAUGCUGAUAUAUCUAAAGUAGAUGGCAAAUUGAGUCUCAAAGUGGGCUGUAUUCAAACUGUUUAUGUUCAUAAAUUCUUCAUGUCUCUUUUGAACUUCCUCAACAAUUUCCAAACUGCAAAAGAAGCUUUGAGCACAGCCACAGUCCAUGCUGCAGAGAGAGCCGCCUCCAGCAUGAAAGACUUGGCCCAGAAGAGCUUCCGCCUUUUGAUGGAUAUCAACUUGAAGGCACCUGUUAUUAUUAUUCCUCAGUCUUCAGUAUCACCCAAUGCUGUUAUAGCAGAUCUGGGUUUAAUCAGAGUUGAAAACAAAUUUAGCUUGGUGUCCAUGGAACAUUAUUCUCUUCCCCCAGUCAUUGAUAAAAUGAAUAUCCAGCUCACUCAGUUGAAGCUGUCCAGAACUAUUUUGCAGACUGGCUUGCCACAGCAUGACAUUGAAAUUUUAAAACCAGUAAACAUGCUUUUGUCCAUACAACGAAACUUAUCAGCGACAUGGUAUGUGCAAAUUCCAGGGAUGGAGAUAAAAGGAAAACUAAAACCUAUGCAGGUUGCUAUCAGUGAAGAUGACUUAUCAGUUUUAAUGAGAAUUUUGCUGGAAAAUCUUGGAGAGGCUUCUUCACAACCAAGCCCCACACAGUCUGCACAGGAGGCAGUAAGAGUAAAGAAAGAUAUUCUGAGUGGGCCUGACCACCUCAAAGAACAAGAUUUGACAGACUCAAAGCCUUCUGUGGACCAGAAUGUCACUCUUCAAUUUGACUUUCACUUUGAAUCUCUUUCUAUUACUCUUUACAAUAAUGAUGUCAAUCAGGAGUCCAGACUUUCAUUUCAUAAUGACAGUUUGCGUCUUGGUGAGCUCACACUGCACUUGAUGGCUUCUGCAGGGAAGAUGUUCAAGGAUGGCUCAAUGAAUGUCAGCCUUAAACUUAAAACGUGCACUCUUGAUGAUCUCAGAGAAGGCAUUGAGAGAGCAACAUCGAGGAUGAUUGACAAAAAGAAUGACCAAGAUAACAAUAGUUCUAUGAUUGAUAUAAGUUAUAAACAAGACAAGAAUGGAAGUCAAGUUGAUGCUGUUCUAGACAAGCUGUAUGUAUGCGCCAGUGUGGAGUUUCUGAUGACUGUGGCAGAUUUUUUCAUCAAAGCUAUACCUCAGAGUCCAGAAAAUAUGGCAAAAGAAAUACAGAUUCCAUCAAAACAGGCUGCCACAGGGAAAGUCAAGCUAGAGAAAGAUGAUUCUGUAAGACCAAAUAUGACUUUAAAGGCCAAGAUCACAGAUCCAGAAGUGGUGUUUGUUGCCAACCUGACAAAGGCUGAUGCCCCUGCUUUGACAGCCUCCUUCCAGUGUAACCUUUCUCUGUCAACAUCCAAGCUUGAGCAGAUGAUGGAAGCCUCUGUCAGAGAUCUGAAAGUGCUCGCUUGCCCUUUUCUCAGAGAAAAGAGAGGGAAGAGCAUCACCACAGUCUUACAACCCUGCUCUUUAUUUAUGGAAAAAUGUGCAUGGGCCUCAGGAAAACAAAACAUAAGUGUUAUGGUUAAAGAAUUUACAAUUAAGAUUUCACCCAUUAUUCUUAAUACCGUGCUGACAAUUAUGGCUGCUAUGUCACCAAAGACAAAAGAAGAUGAAUUGAAAGACACGUCUAAGGAAAUGGAAAAUCUUUGGGGUGUCAAAUCUAUUAAUGAUUACAACUCAUGGUUUCUUGGUGUUGACAUGGCAACAGAAAUAACAGAGCAUUUCAGAGACGUAAAACAUCCCUUGAUAGAAGAAAAUUGUGCUGUUUCUGUGGAGACAGUUCAGGUUACCUUAGAGUGUGGCCUCGGGCAUCGGACUGUGCCUUUAUUAUUAGCAGAAUCUAAGUUUUCAGGAAAUAUUAAAAAUUGGACUUCCCUAAUGUCUGCUGCUGCUGACAUGACACUACAGGUUCACUAUUACAAUGAGAUCCACGCUGUCUGGGAGCCAUUGAUUGAGAGAGUAGAGGGGAAGCGACAAUGGAAUUUAAGGCUUAAUGUGAAGAAGAACCCAACCCAAGAUAAAAGUUUGAUGCCAGGAGAUGAUUUUAUUCCUGAGCCAAAAGUGGCAAUUCAUAUUUCUUCAGGAGAUACGAUGAAUAUAACAAUAUCCAAAAGUUGUCUUAAUGUUUUCAAUAAUUUAGCAAAAGGCUUUUCAGAGGGUGCUGCUUCUACUUUCGACUACUCUUUAAAAGACAGAGCUCCUUUUACAGUAAAAAAUGCAAUAGGUGUUCCCAUUAAGAUACAGCCCAACUCUAAUCUCAGGGUAAUGAGCUCCCCUGAGAAAAGUGAUGUUUAUGAUGUGAAUGCUGGCCAGAAUUUGGAGUUGGAAUAUGCUAGUGUGGAGCCCUCACGGCACGGGAAACUGUCUGUAUUGAGCCGACAAGAAAGCUCCUCCUUCACUUUUACCUUUGUACCACAUGGGUAUACAGAAGUUGCAAAUAUCCCUGUUGCCAGACCUGGACGGCGAUUGUAUAAUGUGUGGAAUCCCAAGGCCAGUCAUUCUGAUUCAGUCUUGGUACAGAUUGAUGCAACUGAAGGCAACAAAGUAAUUACCCUCCGCUCUCCUCUGCAGAUUAAAAACCAUUUCUCUAUUGCAUUUAUCAUCUAUAAGUUUGUUAAGAAUGUUAAGCUGUUGGAGCGCAUUGGAAUAGCCAGACCUGAAGAGGAGUUCCAUGUCCCUUUAGAUUCAUACAGAUGUCAAUUGUUUGUUCAGCCAGCUGGAAUCCUAGAACAUCAGUACAAACAGUCCACCACUUACAUUUCCUGGAAAGAAGAACUUCACAGGAGCAGGGAAGUGAGAGGAAUAUUGCAGUGUCCUUCCACAGAAGUCAACUUCUUGCCACUCAUAGUGAAUACGGUUGCUCUGCCUGAUGAGUUAAGCUAUAUAAGUGCCCGGGGUGAAGACUGGGAUCCAGCCUACAUUAUUCAUCUUUACCCUUCUCUCACUUUGAGGAAUCUUCUCCCAUAUUCUCUAAGAUACUUACUUGAAGGAACAGCUGAAACUUAUGAGCUAGCCGAAGGCAGUGCUGCUGAUGUUCUGCAGUCACGAAUCAGUGGAGAAAUCAUGGAAUUGGUCCUGGUGAAAUACCUGGGCAAGAACUGGAAUGGACAUUUCCGCAUAUGUGAUACACUUCCUGAAUUUUUUCUUGUGUGUUUUUCUUCUGACUCAGCAGAAGUGAUGACAGUUGACCUAUCAAUACAUGUCAGGAGAAUUGGCAGCCGAAUGGUGCUGUCUGUCUUUAGUCCCUACUGGUUAAUCAACAAAACUUCUCGGGUUCUCCAGUAUCGUUCAGAAGAAACUCAUGUGAAACAUCCAGCUGAUUUUAGGGAUAUCAUUUUAUUCUCUUUUAAGAAGAAGAACAUUUUUAGUAAAAAUAAGGUACAAUUAAAAAUUUCAACUAGUGCCUGGUCCAGUAGUUUCUCAUUGGAUACAGUGGGAAGUUAUGGCUGUGUCAAGUGUCCUGCCAGCAAUAUGGAAUAUCUGGUUGGUGUUAGCAUCAAAAUGAGCAGUUUUAAUCUCUCACGAAUAGUCACUCUGACUCCCUUUUGUACCAUUGUCAACAAGUCAUCUUUUGAACUAGAAGUUGGGGAGAUUGCAUCUGAUGGCUCAAUGCCAACCAACAAGUGGAAUUAUGUUGCUUCUUCAGAGUGUCUUCCAUUUUGGCCUGAAAAUUUGUCAGGGAAACUUUGUGUGAGAGUGGUAGGCUGUGAAAGAUCUUCCAAACCAUUCUUUUAUAACCGACAGGACAAUGGCACUUUGUUGAGUUUAGAAGAUCUGAAUGGAGGUAUCUUGGUAGAUGUAAACACUGCCGAGCACUCAACUGUCAUAACUUUUUCUGAUUACCAUGAGGGAUCUGCACCUGCCCUGGUAAUAAACCAUACACCAUGGGACAUUCUCACAUGUAAACAGAGUGGGUCACAGGAGGAAGUGAAAUUGCUACCAAGAAAAGCUCGACUCUUUGCCUGGGCAGAUCCUACCAGUACCAGGAAACUGACCUGGAGAUAUGCAGCAAAUGUUGGGGAACAUGACCUGUUAAAGGUAUCAGUUGAUAUGGAUAAGUGUUGCAUGAGUUGCCUAAUGGUAAGGAAAUAGACAGUCUAGCCUUGCUAAGUCAUCUUGCUUACUGAACUAAAAGUGAGUUGGAAGUAUUUUCAGAAUAAGUUACUGUCAGACUUUAGAAUGCAAAUAGUUUGUACUGAUAUCUUACCACUGAUGGAUCAAAAAUAGUUUAUAAUUUAAAAAAUAGGCUGUUCUAUCUUGUCCAAGUAAAGACUAGUAAAGCACUUUUCAAUUUAUCUUUUUUUUGGUGUCACUGGGGUUUGAAUUCAAGGUUUCUCACUUGUGAGGUAGGUACUAUACUGCUUGAGCUAUGCCUCCAGCCCUUUUUCUUUGGUUAUUUUAGAUAUUGGGUCUUAUUUUUUGCCUGGGCCAGCCUGGAUUGCAAU
Molecule: messenger RNA, 9517 nt
Organism: Castor canadensis (American beaver)
Lineage: Eukaryota; Metazoa; Chordata; Mammalia; Rodentia; Castoridae
Source: RefSeq, a predicted model, not a curated record